Cuscuta campestris is the source of this 1340-nucleotide messenger RNA. The record is from the annotation of a GenBank genome assembly. NCBI's taxonomy places the organism in Eukaryota, Viridiplantae, Streptophyta, Magnoliopsida, Solanales, Convolvulaceae.
UUUAAUUAAAGUUCAAAUUUGACUAAAAGCAAACGGCGAACGACCGCAUCUAGGUUUUCCUAUUACUACGGGGACCGGCCUCCGCAUUUGAGAGUCCGAGUCGGACCAUCUCUAUUCUCUACAACUCUCUGCUGAGUCCGAGUUGGAGUUGGAUCCGUGUUCUUUUUUCUGGCAAGACUGAGAAUUGUGCGCAUCCAUCUGUUCUAGAUCCGUGGAUCUACUGGCUUGCACAAACACUAUCAAAGAUGUCGGUACUAGAACAGUGGGCGGAAGAAGACUGUGCAAUCUUGUUCUCCGACAAGGUUCACAUGUGCAAAAAAGACUUCCACUAUGAUAUGUUGCGGUAUGUCUUCACGGAGACAGAAGAGCAUUGUAUAGUUGACUUGUUCAGAACAUGGAGCAAAACCCUCACAGCUGCCAGGGUUAUCAAUGCCAUUCCCAUUGAGGAGCACAAGGACAUAUUUGUUCUGUCUGCACGGCCAUUUGCUCAAAAAGCUGUCAAAGAGUUUGCUAAACAAAUUGGUGCUACUGCCAUUGAAGGAGACAACAGCAUUGAAACUUUUGCUGCUAAGCUGCACUCAUCGUCUAUUAAGCCUCGCCUCCUCAUUGUUGCUGAUUCCAAAACUGAUCGCAAGGCUGUCGCAGAAGCUUUCUACUCCAACAUCAGGAUACCUGUCAUUGCAUUUGCUGAUGUGGAUGCUUCAAUGCGCUAUGUUGACAUUGGUAUCCCUGGAAAUCUCACAAAUAAGCGCUGCAUUGCUCGUCUUUUCUGGCUGUUAGGAAAGACAGUUCGUCGGACGAGGAAUCAAAGCUGGAGGGUUCCGAUUAAGCGAUUUGUCAGUGAUCUGGAUGAGGAGGGUGAGGUCUCUGUGGAAUUUGCGGAGCAAGAAGAAAGGGAAAGAUCUGUAAUUACAUCCAUUAGCGGGGAUCUGUCUCAGCUCUGUCAUCUUGUUAUUGACGCGAAUGGAUGGACUUGGGUUGGACCAAAGGGACCACCUGGUGAGUAUGGACCAAGAGUGAUUCUGGAUACAGAUGAUAUGUUUACUUGGGAUUUGGGCCGCGUGCCUGAUUUUCAUCGGUUGACCCGUGAGGAAUCAAAUCGGACCUUUAUUUGGGGAGAUGCCCAAUGAAUGUAUAAUGUAAUAGUGUAUUGUUUUGAUUGCUACUCAGUGUAAUUUAAGUUAUGAAACACCUAUGUAUACAAAGUUUGUAUCAUUGUAUGCAUGUCCGUUUGGUUAUCAUGAUCAUGUAUACUCCGUAUAAGUUAUGAUAAAACGAUUAUUUAUCUAUGUCAGUGAUGAGUUUUGAUUGGAAUGAACCGAUCCAUAGUAACCCUAUGA